Aspergillus tubingensis is the source of this 771-nucleotide messenger RNA. RefSeq names its product synaptobrevin family protein. The transcript has 2 exons. The coding region runs from base 1 to 771 and encodes 256 amino acids. Gene Ontology annotation, cellular component: membrane. The record is from RefSeq and is a predicted model, not a curated record. Lineage: Eukaryota; Fungi; Ascomycota; Eurotiomycetes; Eurotiales; Aspergillaceae. Gene Ontology annotation, biological process: vesicle-mediated transport.
AUGGCCGCCUCCUCAUCGAAGCCAUCGAGCUUCCUGCUCUACUCCUGCAUCGCCCACCGCACAACCAUCCUCGCCGAACACUCCUCCCCCGGCACAUCCUCGAGCGCCGCCUCGUCCCUCGCCUCCAUCAUCCUCCCCAAGAUCAGCCACGACCAACCACAAAAGCUCACCUACACCCACGAGCGUCUCUUCGUGCACUACAUCGCCGACUCACCCACAACACCCAGCACCCCCGAUGACCCCCGCCAGGGCGAACCCAACUCCUACGCGCCCCUCAGCUACAUCGUCGUUGCAACCGCCGAACAAGGCCGCCGCAUUCCCUUCGCCUUCCUCCUCGAAAUCAAGCGCAAGUUCCUCACCACUUACUCGCCCUCUAGCACGGACUUUUCUGCUCUCCCGGCUUACGGCUGCGCCGCGUUCAACAAUGAGCUCCGCUCGCUGCUGCAGACGUACAAUACGGCCCCGCCGGCGGAUUCGCUGGCUUCGGCAAAACGGGAGAUCGAUAGCGUGAGGAACAUCAUGACGGAGAACAUUGAACGGGUGUUGGAAAGGGGAGAACGGAUUGAUUUGUUGGUGGAUAAGACGGAUCGGUUGGGUGGAAGUGCGCAUGAUUUCCGCAUUAGGAGUCGUGGGUUGAGGAGACGGAUGUGGUGGAAGAAUGUUAAGUUGAUGGUUUUGUUGGCUGUUGUGGUCGUGUUCUUGGUGUGGUUGUUUGUGGGGAUGGGGUGUGGAUUGCCUGCUUGGGGGAGGUGUGUUGGGCAUAGUCAGUAA